Messenger RNA from Entamoeba dispar SAW760, 1341 nucleotides. RefSeq lists its product as uncharacterized. Lineage: Eukaryota; Evosea; Mastigamoebida; Endamoebidae. The transcript has a single exon. The record is from RefSeq and is a predicted model, not a curated record. The annotation marks the transcript as partial.
UUUAGUUCUAAUAAUGGUAUAUGGUAUUUAAUAUCAUCAUAUGAAGGAUCAAUCAAUAAAAUAACAACAAAAUUUUCAAAUGAUAAAUACUUCAAUCAAACAUGUGGUGGAAUGGUUCGUUAUUUUAGUUAUUCUGAUGAUAUUGAAAUUCAUGAUAUAACAACAGAAUGUAAUCAUCAAUUUAAAAAAGAUGAAGAAGAUGAUUUCAAUUUAUUUAUUGUUACUACUACUAUAUCUUUAUCUAAUUAUAAUUAUCAUCUAUCAUUAUCAACAAAUAAUUAUAUUAUUAGAAAUAACUAUAAACCAUCAAAGACUCAUAGAGUAUAUACAUAUCCUAAUCAAUGGUUAAAAUAUGAAUCGUCAAAUCAAAUAACAUUCAAUAUUUGUAGAAAGAAAGAACCAUAUCAAAAAAUUGAAUUCAGUUUAACAAUUGAACAAUCAAAUGAAGGAACAACAUCAAUUAAAGAAGUAGAAAAUAAUGAUAAAUCAAUUUCAACAGUAAUUAUUUCUUCUUCAAAACCAUUAACUGAUUUAACUAAAGUUGAAUUUUUAGAAACAACAUCAACAAAGAAAAGUCAAAUAAUGAUUAUUGGAAUGAAAGGAAUAACAUUAGAUAGUAUUGGAUAUAAGAAUUGUAAUAUAUUGAUUUAUAAAGAAGAAACAAGAGAAUGUAUUGAAUGUGAAAAAGGAUAUUAUUUAAAUUCAACUAAAGAAUGUCAAUAUAAUUCACAUUGUAAUAAAAUAAAUGAACAAAAUCAUUGUAUUGAAUGUGAAUAUGGAUAUUAUCUUAAUUUAAAUACAAAAACAUGUGAAGAAUUCAAAAAUGGAUGUAAAAUUGGAAAUGAAACAUAUUGUUAUCAAUGUAAAGAAGGAUUUAUUAAAGAAAAUGGAGAAUGUAAAAAAAUUGAUAAUAAAUGUAAUAAAUCAGAAAGAAAUUAUUGUUUAAAAUGUUCGAAUGGAUAUAAAAUAGAAAAUAAUCAAUGUAAUGGAGAUAAAGAAGAUCAAUGUUAUUAUGAAGGAAAUAAAUGUGUAUCAUGUUCAAAUAGAUAUACAUUAAAUAAUGGAAAAUGUUCAAAUAAAGAAAAGAAUCAAAAUGGAAAGAAUGAAGAAAUAUAUUGUGAAAAUGGAAAAUACAUCAAUAAUAAUAAAUGUAUAGAAUGUUCAAAAUCAGAAAUAUGUCAAACAAAUGAUAUUGAAAUAAAAUGUAAAUAUGAAGAAUAUUUAGAUAAUAAUAAAUGUAUAAAUAAAACAUGUAAAGAAGAUAUGAUAAAAGAUCAAAAUGGAAAAUGUAAUAAUAAUAUUGAAUAUUGUUUAAAUAAAUCAUAUGUUAAUGGAAAAUGU